Molecule: messenger RNA, 3227 nt
Organism: Nasonia vitripennis (jewel wasp)
Lineage: Eukaryota; Metazoa; Arthropoda; Insecta; Hymenoptera; Pteromalidae
Gene: mRNA-cap
Product: mRNA-capping enzyme-like
Exons: 7
Biological process (GO): 7-methylguanosine mRNA capping; protein dephosphorylation
Molecular function (GO): protein binding; ATP binding; protein tyrosine/serine/threonine phosphatase activity
Source: RefSeq, a predicted model, not a curated record
UCUCGCACUGUGGCAGUCGCCAAAACGGAGCAGCAAUGGCUGACUGCUGUGAACGAUAUGAAGAUCGUAUUCACCUACCAGCUGUUCUUUCUCCGAGUCUUUUACCGAAUUCACGGCCUAGCGAGUCUUCCACUGGAGUCGAGAAGAUUUCACAAGUGCUGAAUUACCCCAAGGGAAAACUUUGCCGAGCCGACAUCGAAUUAGCAGGUUGCAACGAGCUACGGAUCCUCUGACGUUUUUAAGAGUGCAAAAAUGAGAAGGAUCGCUUCGAUGGUUUGCUAUUAAUUGCUUGAAAAAACCACGCAACAAAGAUGUCUAAUUGGAACAGGGAAGACGGUAAAGGUCCGAUACCACCACGCUGGCUGCACUGUCCCAGAAAGUCUACCAAACUCAUACACAACAAGUUUUUGGCCUUCAAGACGCCUCUAUCCUCCGACUUUGAUAGCCAGGUGCCAGAAGAAUGUCGUUUCUCCGUGGAAAUGCUGGUUGCUUCCUUGAGGAGCAUGAAACUCAAAAUGGGUCUUUGGAUUGAUCUGACAAAUACUAAUAGGUUCUACGAUAAAAAUGAAAUAGAGAGAAACGGGAUGCGCUACCUCAAACUUCCGUGUAGAGGUCAUGGAGAAACUCCAUCGAUAGAUCAAACAAAGUCGUUUGUUCACGUUUGUAAAAAUUUUAUAGCCCAGCAUCCGCUGGAAAUUAUUGGUGUUCACUGUACGCAUGGUUUUAACAGAACAGGGUUUCUCAUAGUCAGUUAUUUGGUCGAGACGGACGAAUACAGUCUGGACGCAUCUUUAGCGCGAUUUACUGACGCUAGACCACCCGGAAUUUAUAAAGGGGAUUAUAUUGAAGAGUUAUACAAAAGGUACGAUGAUCCAGAGGAUACCCCUGAACCUCCUCCACGACCUGCAUGGUGCUUAGAGUAUGACGAUUCCAAUGUGGAAGAUCAAGAUGAAGGCACAAGCGUGGAGUCGGAUGUUCAAGAGCCUCCACAUAAGAAACGUAAGAGAGAGCAGUUUAAGAAGAAUCCAGUUUUCAUGGCUGGUGUACCUGGAGUUAAGGCAAUUACGGACAUUCAAAUAGCGUCCGGCAUUCAACGACGCAUCCAAGAUAUUUGCCAUUGGAAUAACAGCGGUUUCCCUGGAGCGCAACCUGUUUCUAUGGAUGUUGAAAAUAUUCGACUUUUGCACGAGAAACCAUACAGAGUUUCUUGGAAAGCUGAUGGCACUAGGUACAUGAUGAUGAUACAGGGAGAUGGACAAGUUUAUUUCGCUGACCGAGAUAACAGCAUUUUCCAAGUAGAAAGACUGACUUUUCCUCACUUGAAGGAUAGCAAUAGGAGAUUAAGAGAUACACUUCUGGAUGGGGAAAUGGUGAUAGACAAGGUUAACGGCAAGGAAAUGCCUCGGUAUCUUGCCUACGACGUGAUUAUGUUUGACGGCAAAGACGUCAGUAAAUUAUCGUUUUAUCCUGACCGUUACACGAUAAUCGACCGAGAAAUCAUAGCAGCCCGACGUCAUGCCAUGCAGCAAGGGAAAAUACUUCGUGACAAGGAACCUUUUUCAGUGAGAUUAAAAGAAUUUUGGGACAUAACACAAUCCAGCAGUCUGCUCAGUGAAAAAUUCGCUAAGCAACUCAGUCACGAGCCUGACGGCUUAAUUUUCCAACCGUCCAAAGAGCCCUACAAAGGUGGACAGUGUCCCGAUAUUUUGAAAUGGAAGCCCGCCAGUUUGAACUCUGUUGACUUUAGAUUGAAAAUUGUUGUGGAAAGUGGCGAAGGAAUCGUUCGAAAAACGAUUGGUGAACUGUACGUCGGCGGACUGGAAGUACCGUUUCAAAAAAUUAAAAUGACGAAGACUCUUAGAGAACUGAAUAACAAAAUAAUUGAGUGUAAAUUUGAAAAUAAUCAGUGGGUCUUCAUGAGAGAAAGAACUGACAAGUCUUUUCCCAAUUCGUUCAACACUGCCAAGGCAGUGUGCCAAUCCAUCAGCAAUCCAGUGACUAAAGAGAAACUUCUGGACUAUAUUCGAAAGCAUAGGUUUUCUUUGGACGAGGAACUGAUGCCACCUCCAAGAAUGAGGUGAUAGAAUCAUCGAACCGUCCUGAUCUGGUGCACGAAAGACCUGUCGUCGAAGGAGCGUAAAUCUCUCCGUGUCAACAUCGAGUACGACCACGCAAGUCUGGUACGCUGGUCCCCGGAUGGCAAGGCCUUCAUCAUCCACAAAGCCCUGGCGAACGUAGUCGAGGUGCACAAGAUCGCUAAGAAACCCGACGGUACCCCAUCCUCUGCCACUAAGGUUCUCGAGUUCCCCAAGCAGCACCACGAAGAUGCCAUCGACCUUGACAUCGCCUGCAACGGCAGGUUUAUCAUCACUUGCAGUAAGGUCAAUGACCUGGUGAUCUGGGACUUGAAGGGACAGAUUUUGAGCUCCGUCGACACGGUUCUAGGAUCCACUCACAGGGCGCGCAUCUCCCCCUGCGGUCGUUUUGUCGCUGCUUCUGGAUUCACUCCCGACGUCAAAGUCUGGGAGGUAGUUUUUACGAAAUCAGGAGAAUUCAAGCAGGUGGCUAAGGGCUUUGAUCUCGCUGGACAUUCCUCGGGAGUUUACGAUUUUGCAUUCAAUUCGGACACCAGCCGCAUGGCUACCGUGUCCAAAGAUGGAACAUAUCGUUUUUAUGAUACGAAAGUUGAAUUCGAGAAAGGAGAAGAUCCACGUCUAAUUUCUAGUGGUCAGUGGGAGGGAACCACACCUGCCAAUAUUGCUCUUUCGCCAAACGCGGAAAUCAUUGUGAUUUCUCACGGUUCGUCCAUAUCCUUCUACUCGACUGUUAAUGGAAAACUCGAUACAACGAUUGAAGACAUUUUCAACGGACCAAUAAAGUGCCUCAAGUUCGACUCACUCGGCGAAUACGUGAUAGUAGCCGGUGAUCGACACAUCAAGAUAUUCCGAAACAUUCCAGGUUAUAGAGCGUCUAUUGAGACUUCGCGUAAGAAACUGGCACAGAGACAGACUUCCGCAACGAAAGAACGCCUGGAGAAAACAAUUGUAGACUGCGAAAAGUUCCUGAAGGAUAUGGGAGAACGCUGUCCUUAACGAUUCCAGAAAAGCAUGUUUUCAACGCAUUUUGCUAAAUGUUUUCUAAGACACUUGUUUGCAAUAAAUAAUCUUUAUUGAUAUGAAUUGAUAAAAAAUUAUAAAUAGAUUUUUACAUUGGUCAAGAAAAAAAUA